AUGAGGCCCGCGGUGCACCUCUCCACGGCAAAAGAGGAGGAUGCCAAGUCUUCUCUUUGUGAUUUCGAUGUUUGUUUUAGUAAUGGGGGGGGGGGGGGGGGGGGGAGGGGGGGGGGGGGGGGAGGGGGGGGGGGGGGGGGGGGGGGGGGGGGGGGGGGGGGAGGGGGGGGGGGGGGGGGGGUCCAUUUCUGGGGGGGGGGGGGGGGGGGGGGGGGAGGGGGGGGGGGGGGGGGGGGGGGGGGGGGGGGGGGGGUUGCAGGGGGGGGGGGGGGGGGGGGGUUGCAGUCAGAGCACCAGCCCCUCACCUGA
Knipowitschia caucasica is the source of this 309-nucleotide messenger RNA. NCBI's taxonomy places the organism in Eukaryota, Metazoa, Chordata, Actinopteri, Gobiiformes, Gobiidae. The record is from the annotation of a GenBank genome assembly.